This is a messenger RNA of Kuraishia capsulata CBS 1993, 342 nucleotides long. RefSeq lists its product as uncharacterized. The record is from RefSeq and is a predicted model, not a curated record. Gene Ontology annotation, cellular component: TIM23 mitochondrial import inner membrane translocase complex. Lineage: Eukaryota; Fungi; Ascomycota; Pichiomycetes; Pichiales; Pichiaceae. The transcript has 2 exons. The coding region runs from base 1 to 342 and encodes 113 amino acids. Gene Ontology annotation, biological process: protein import into mitochondrial matrix; protein insertion into mitochondrial inner membrane.
AUGCCACCAGCUCAGCAACAGGUCCAAUAUGUGCAACAGCAGCCCUCGAACUUUGAGAAGUUCAAGAUGGGUAUGAUGAUGGGUGCCACUGUUGGUGUCGUUACCGGGUUUCUGUUUGGUGGAUUGUCUAUUCUCCAACAAGGACCAGGUCCAAACGGCGUGGUGAGAACCCUUGGCCAGUACAUUGCCGGUUCCGCAGCCACUUUUGGUUUGUUCAUGUCGAUUGGUUCUGUCAUCAGAUCGGAUGAUGGCGUUUCAGCCCAGUUUACUAGACCAAGAAACGUUGCCGAGCUCAGAGCCCAAAUGAUGGCCAGACACUAUGUCAACUUCAAGAGGGAGUAA